CCUCUCCUCCCGCUUGCUCGGCAUCCCUCCCCCCUUUCAUCGGCUUCAACUUCACCCAACCCAGACAGGCACCUUCACCUUCUCCACUGCCAUACAUACCUUCUUCAAUUGGAAGCCUCGCCGUAGUGCACAACUCCCACCAACUUGACAUCUGCUAGGAUGACCUCUCACGGCACUUUGAAGGCGACCUUCGCCGGACGCGCCGAAUCCGCCAGCCAUCCGCUCACAGCCUACCUACUCCGAUUGAUGGACUUGAAGGCUUCCAACCUUUGCCUCAGCGCCGACGUCCCCACCGCAAGAGAGUUGCUUUACCUUGCCGACAAGGUCGGCCCCUCCAUUGUCGUGCUCAAGACACAUCACGACAUCGUCUCCGGCUGGGACUUCAACCCGCAGACUGGUACCGGUGCUAAGCUUGCCGCACUAGCUCGCAAACAUGGUUUCCUGAUUUUCGAGGAUCGCAAAUUCGGCGACAUUGGUAACACGGUCCAGAUGCAGUACGUCGCUGGAUCCGCAAGGAUCAUCGAAUGGGCUCACAUUAUCAACGUCAACAUGGUUCCGGGCAAGGCCGCUGUCACAGCUCUCGCAGAGGCUGCCGCAAGAUGGCGCGAAAGGUACCCCUACGAAGUCAAGACAUCGGUUACGGUUGGAACACCGAGGUCGGAGAGCUUCGACGAUUACGAUGAGGACAACAACGGGGACGGCUUCGAACAUACCAUUGGCACCCCCCGACCAUCCGACGUCAACGGACGAAAGGGUAGCAUUGUCUCCAUCACGACCUUGACACAACACUUCGAACCUGCGCCAUCCCCUCGAUUCCCGAGAAACGAGUCCCACAGCUCUGACGAGGUCCUGUACGCUGGAAUCGAAGAGGCACCUAUGGAUCGCGGUCUUCUCAUCCUGGCGCAAAUGUCCAGUGCUGGCAACUUCAUGAACAAAGAGUACACCCAGGCUUGCGUCGAAGCGGCCAGGGAGAACAAGAACUUCGUCAUGGGCUUCGUGUCCCAGGAGAGCCUCAACACCGAGCCGGAGGAUUCUUUCAUUCACAUGACACCGGGCUGCCAACUGCCGCCGGAAGGUGACGAGGAGAACGGUGCCGUUGCGGGUGACGGCAAGGGACAGCAGUACAACACGCCCCAGAAACUUGUUGAGCUUUGCGGCACCGAUGUCGUCAUUGUUGGUCGUGGUAUUCUGAAGGCGGGUGAUCCUCAAUCGGAGGCCGAGAGAUACCGCAGGAAGGCUUGGAAGGCCUAUCUCUCCCGGGUGGCAUAGGCGGCUCUUCUCCUACACACACAUCCACACCCUCCACCCUCCACCUACCCACCAAACUUAUACACACCCCAAGUCAAUACCCAGGCGUGUUUUUUUCUAUCGUUUUUUCCAGUCGUGCCGACGUCGGGGGGGCUUUUAUGCCAUAUUCUCUAGGGUGCUGCUGCUGGUUCAUGCAUAUUCGGUCUUGCAAUGGUAUUCAUAUCGUAGAGGAUGGGGAUUCGGACUCGG
Molecule: messenger RNA, 1497 nt
Organism: Colletotrichum godetiae
Lineage: Eukaryota; Fungi; Ascomycota; Sordariomycetes; Glomerellales; Glomerellaceae
Product: orotidine 5'-phosphate decarboxylase/HUMPS family protein
Exons: 2
Coding region: 160-1269 (369 amino acids)
Biological process (GO): 'de novo' pyrimidine nucleobase biosynthetic process; 'de novo' UMP biosynthetic process
Cellular component (GO): cytosol
Molecular function (GO): orotidine-5'-phosphate decarboxylase activity
Source: RefSeq, a predicted model, not a curated record